AUGACAGAUUGGUCUCUACUCCCUGAAGAUCUACUUCACGUCAUCUCAAUGCAUCUGGACAACAGUUUCCAACUUGUUCAUGCUCGGUCUGUUUGCAGGUCGUGGCGAUCCACGUUUCCAUUGCCUUCUUGCCUGUUACGGCAAAGUUACGUUCUUCCCACGUUUGGCUUUGACGAUUUACCUGACGAAAGCAACGUCUUGUGCACUCUCACGAAGGUCCCGUUGUUCUUUUUUAGAGUCCGAGCUCCUCCUGUUGAUUCUUCUUCAGCUUAUGUGUAUUUCUUGGGAGGGGUAGGCCAAGAUGAUUCAGAGUAUCAUACGGCGCUUCCAUCCCAUAGUCUGUGCUCAGUGAAAAUGAAUAUGGAAGAAUCUGAUCCAACCUUUACGAACAUGCUCGACUGCCAGAUCCUCUCUCUGGGCCUCCAGUACAGAAUUACUGGCCCGACACCUAAACUAUGGGCAAGGUCAAGUCACAAAAGCGUGGCUUUUCUUCCGCUAAACAUGGAGAGUGGACGAGAUGAGUUCGUUGUGCUUAUCGGCUAUUCUCAUGAGUUGUUUGUGUUAAAAAGUGCUGAAAUGAGGUGGGUAAGGCUUAAUGGAAUCUCACAUGGUCCGUGCGGGAACUUGGUCACUUUCAGAGGUAGAUUUUAUGCAGCCUUUCGUAACGGGGACGUUUUUGUUAUUGAUCCUUAUUCACUGGAAGAGACUCCUAUGAUGCCAUCCCCGGCUCUGAAGUCACUGAAGUAUGUGGUUCCAUGUGGUGAUGAUGAACUUUUCCUGGUCGAGCUAGUCAUCCCACAUAAAUUAACAGAAGUUAGUCAGGUCACAUUAAGAGUGACAAGGCUUAAUGAAAAGGCUGGUCAAUGGGUUGUUGUCAGGGAUUUAGGAGACCGUUUGUUGUUUAUUGGACACUUGGGAUAUUUCUCAUGCUCGGCUAAAGAGCUUCCUGAUGGUUGUGGUGUAAGUGGGAACUCAAUCUUGCUCACCCACCCGGAAAAAAAUGUAAGUUACACCUAUAUAUAUGGAGUGCAUACAGGAAGCGCAGAAGAUGACCUCGAUUGUUGGAGAUCCACACAAGAGAAUCGUCUUAUGAUCUCUAACCGGCCUCUUGUGGUAGCUCUCGAGGUUGAGCGUUAA
This is a messenger RNA of Eruca vesicaria subsp. sativa (arugula), 1137 nucleotides long. Lineage: Eukaryota; Viridiplantae; Streptophyta; Magnoliopsida; Brassicales; Brassicaceae. The record is from the annotation of a GenBank genome assembly.